This is a messenger RNA of Desarmillaria tabescens, 2317 nucleotides long. RefSeq lists its product as uncharacterized. The coding region runs from base 116 to 1999 and encodes 627 amino acids. Gene Ontology annotation, molecular function: DNA-binding transcription factor activity. NCBI's taxonomy places the organism in Eukaryota, Fungi, Basidiomycota, Agaricomycetes, Agaricales, Physalacriaceae. The record is from RefSeq and is a predicted model, not a curated record. The transcript has 4 exons. Gene Ontology annotation, biological process: regulation of DNA-templated transcription.
CCGGAGGAAAAGCCGCGGCACACGGCAGCGGUGCUGGAACCUCGUUUUGGGCAUCACCGGGCCUCAGCCACCCCCAAACAGGUGCGUUUUCAUUUCUUUCUUUCACGCCUCCACCAUGCUCGUCGACGCUCCAUUAUCGCCAUCCCUCUCACUUGCCGAGUACAAUACAACCGACCUCUCGGAAUACCUCAACACAGAUCUUUUCGGGCCCAGCAUCGAGGGUGAAUCGCCGUCGUCCUCGUCGAGCGCCUCAUCACCUCAGUCAGCAUCGCUGUUGACGCCGCCACAGGCACCGCCGUCACCGUCAUUUACCGACGUGUAUGACUCAUCGUCGACGAGCAGCACUCUUUUUAACCUUCUCGAGGACGAACUGAAGCUUGAUGGGCAGUCGUCGACGUCGCCGUUCCAUUUCCUCUCGAGGUAUGAGGAACAGCCGGAACCAAUGGGCAUCGACCCACAGCUGAUGGCAACGUCUGCGGAGGAACCAGUAGAGAUGUUCAAGGAAGAGAAGAAGCCUGUACAGCCUGAACCGCAGCCCGAGCCAAAGCAGGAGAAGCUCACGUUGACUAUUACGCCCUUUAAGGCUGGUGGUCACGGGAAGUCGCGAAAAGGAACUGUAGUCAACGGUGGUGUUUCCAAAAGGUCCGUAACUGCACCGACACCGGCUGCAGCUCCCGUUGUCGUGCACAAGGAGAAGGAAAACAUCGACGAUGAUGACGACCUCCCUGCUGACUGGCGCCCGCCCCCGGAGGUCUUCGCCAAGAUGUCGAGCAAGGAAAAACGCCAGCUCCGGAAUAAGAUCAGUGCACGAAACUUCCGUGUUCGGAGGAAAGAGUACAUAUCGACCCUUGAGCUCGAUAUCGCGGAGCGGGACCGUCUGUUACAAUCUAUUAGGGACGAGCUGGGCUCUACUCAAUCGGAAAACGUGGCGCUGCGCCAGGAGAUUGCGGCUCUGAAGAAGGCUCUGCUAGAAGGACGAUCAAAUACGGAGCUGACGACGGAGGAUAUCCCUGUGCUCAACCUCCCACCUCCUGGUCCUAUACCAACUCCUGCUCCUGCAGCGACUGUCUCCCAUGCUCAAUCGCCAUCACCGUCCCUCAUCACUGCCAAUACGCAGAAAGAUGUUGCAUCGCCUCGCUCUGGGAGCUUCUGGGGUGGCGCAUCGAGGAUGGGUGGCGGCAUCACGCCCGUGCACACGGUACUCAUUCCAGAGACGGCAUGGGGCAAAUCUGAGAACAUCAAUCCGGCGCUUAACGCAGAGAAACGCGUCAAGACGCCUCUCACUCCCGGGUUCGAUGGAUUCACGGACAACAACCUCUUCACAAUGAAGAAUAUCGACAUGUACCGCAUGCACUUGUGGUCAAAGAUGGCCUCACAACAAAUGACCCAACAACUACCCCAGUACCCGCCGUCGCCGCCAUCAUCGGCACCUUCUUCGCCUCCGACCCCGAACAAUCCACUGUUUUCGCCGUCUCCGUUCACCAACCCCUCGUUACCGCUCUAUUCCACCCCGCUCCAUGGCCUCGCGUCGUUCAUGGGUCCCAAAUACUUCCAGACAUUGCACAAGGCGAACCUCCCCUCGCCGCCUUCGUCUCCGCCGAUGAUGAGCAAGACACUAAGCACGAUGUUGUCAGGGAAGCACUCGACCUCGUCCCAGGGUGGGCGGAGUCCUACGCCUGCUCCGCCGAUGAAGGAGCAGGAGCAGGCGUUCGUCGCUGCUCUCGCUGGACAGACGCUGUUCAAGCGUCUAGGUGGGGCGUUCUGGGAUGCCUUCUCUGGGUCCGAGACCUCGUCUUCUAGGAAGAUUGACGCGGACAAGGUGAGGAAGGUCUUGGAAGGCAAGGCGGUGGUGAAGAUCGUGGACGUGGACGUCGAGCCUCGGAAAGAAGUGGGGCGCAGUAAAGCGCCGGUGUCGGUGUCGGAGAAUCGUAAGGACGCGUGCUCGGUCACGGCGAUUCUGGAGGAGAGUAUGAGGAGUCUGACGUUGGGGAAGAAGUAAAGUAAAUAAUCCGGUGUCCUCUAUUCUGUCAUAUAAAUAACCCCAUCUCAACAUAGCAUAGCAUCGUUUUUUUUCUGGAGUUUUCCGUAUCUACCUACUUACCUAGAACUGUCUUCACUCAAAAAAAUGGUUAUAAUAGCGUAAAAUGAAACAAUGAAAUGUCCCUUUCAUGGUGAAGGAGAGGGAGGGUUGCGCUUUGGUAAUAACUAGCCUGGCAACGGGGACUGGGGGCUCUCGAAUCAAGUCCCUGUUUCAGAAAUCACAUGGUUAGUGAACUAAUAGGGUAGGCAAUUCGAUUUUUAAAUUUAAAGCGCCGCC